GUAAUAUAGUUUUUGAUUUUGAAAUUGAAAAGGUCAGUGAAGUGAUGCUCCACUUAGAUUUUUAGAUUCCUCGAAGUCGGAGUUAGGGUUUUUCAGAAAUUAUUUUUCGUCAUCUUCUUGUCUCUUCAUUCUGCUGUUGAUGCCUUUUAAAUACCACUAUUUGUACUUUCCGUUAUUGGACAUGGCCAUUGUUUAAUUCUUCACAUAUGGAAUGAUCAUUUGGUUUUUAAUAUAUGAAUGUCGAGCGGAAACCUUAUCACUAUGCAUAUUGUUUAACCUUUUAAACUGGGUUCCAUGUAUAGAUGCCUCUAAAUCUAAUAUCAACUCUGAUGCCAUUACGUUGUGGGAGUUCUAUUGGAGUUUUUUUUUCUUCUUUCUUGGGUCUUAUUUAUUUAUGUAUUUUUCGGCUUUAAAUUGUUUCUUGGUUUCUUAGUUCUCCACACAACAAUUUCCCUUUGGCAAGAUUCAUUUUGCAAGAAAAGAAUUCAAUUCUUGCAAAAUCAUAUAAUAUUUCAAUUAAAACAAAUUGAAUUCUUUCAAGGAAUCAUUUGAAUUGAAUUAUUACAAAAUUCUUGAUGCCAAACGAAGGGUUUAAGUUUAGCUUACUUGGCAGUGCUAUUAUUCUUCAGAUGGCAGUGGCAGUUGGAGAGAUUUCAUUUUCUUUGGACGCCUGAACUGUUGAGAUGACCAUCAAGCAGAGAGAAAACGUUAUCAUCUUUUCAGGACAGAAGAAAGUUACUGUUUUCAAUGAGAAAAAUGGAAAAUUGAGUGAGACGGCAGAGGCAGAGUCGCUUCAAGUGUCCAAUUUGCAGCAGAAGUUGUGGAAGACAUUGCGGGAAGCUGCUUCAUAUCAAGAGCAAGUUGGUAAGCACAGCCAAUAUGUUGAACAAUCUACUCAGGAUAGAAAAUUGGAAGGGAAAGGAAACUAUCCAAGUGAAGAAAGGCAGUCAACUAAAGGGCCUGUGAAUGAGGAAAGCAACCCUGGUGGACGCAAUGAUCAUCUGUUGAUUCUUGCUAAUUCUGCUGAGCUCAUGUUGGAAUCAGAUAGCUUAGAUGGCACUCUUGAAAAUGAACAAAACCAUGAAGAUCAUAAAUCUCCUGGAAAACAAUUUGAAGGAACACUUGUAAUUGAUCAUUUAAGAAAUGAUGGGGAUGGAUUCAACUGCACAGGAAGAACUCCACGCUUGAGUCAAAUUCGAUGUCAAGCUCGGUUAAAAAGUAAUUUAUUGCUGAAACAGACGCUUGGGGAGCCAACAGUUGGGCAUUUGCAAGGUGGGAGAAUCCGAUUGACUCAAAUUCGACACCAAGCUCGGUCAAAAAGUCAUUCACAAAGAUAUUCCUGUGGGGCUGUGCAAGGAGGAAUAAUGCGUUUGAGUGAAUUGCGACGUCAGGCUCGAUCCAAGUAUAACUCUUCCAUGCAAGAGGCAAUUGAAGAUCAUGUGCCUGGGCAUUUGGAUUGCCAAACCUAUAAAGAUAAUCAGAGAAAAAGGGUCAUUGAAGAUAUAUUUGGGGAAGAAGAUGGCUCCAAAGCAGCUUCUGGAUUUGGAUUUCAUCCAUCAAAGGUUGAUACCGUGCAUGAAUAUAUUGCAAGUGGAGGAGGUGAUCUAUCACUACCUGCGAACAAUGAAGUUCUGGACAAGAUAGUCUCAGUAAGAGGGAGAAUACGAUUGAGUCAUUUAAAAUGCAAAGCUCGUCUAGGAAAUGCUAGCACAUUGGAUAGAGAUUCAACAGAACACAACUGUAACACAGCCCAUAAAGGUUAAAAGUUGAACCCACUGCAAUGCGGCCCAAACUCAAAAGGUGAAAGGAGAAAGCAUAAGUUGUACAUAUAGCCCUUUCAGGUUUGCAAUGGUAUGUUUUGAGAGACUAAACAGGAUACAGUUUUUGACAUGGCAACUUGUUUGUAGGAAUUUCUUUAUUACAUGAAUGUGACAGGAUGAAUAGUCAGGUAUCUCAUAUUUGUGAUGGUGACUAUAUCAGAGGAAGACAUGCUAAUAUGAUGAAGGUAACAAAAUAGAGGAAGUUUUCAAAUUUCAA
Molecule: messenger RNA, 2037 nt
Organism: Manihot esculenta (cassava)
Lineage: Eukaryota; Viridiplantae; Streptophyta; Magnoliopsida; Malpighiales; Euphorbiaceae
Exons: 8
Coding region: 684-1763 (359 amino acids)
Source: RefSeq, a predicted model, not a curated record